AUGCCUUCAAUAGUGGAGCCUCAGGCUCCUGCUCCUUCGAAGUUGUCAACGACCGUGGCGACGGGUGGGGAUCCUUCGGCACGAGGAGUCCAACAAGCUGCCCAGACACCCAAGUGCUUCAUCGACGCACGCACAGACGACGAUAGCGAUACGUGCAAGGGUCAGGGAAUCCAAGGGACGCCGACAAGGGAGAUAGUGGACGCAGACGAUGAAGACCAGAGGGACGCAAUAAUCUCAAUUCUUGAAGAUUGGGCCGCUUGGGAACGAAAUUUAGAGGAAGGUGCCGACGUCAGCGAGACGAAGAAAGCCGACGAGCAAGCGGUAGUGACGGGGGUGUCAGGUAUCUCAGCAGCAUCGUUGGUCGACACUCAGAACGACGCGAGAACAUCCCGCGUCUCGAAGCCCAACGAUGACCCAGCUUCAGCAGCGCAUUCUGCUUCAGGGCCAUCGAGCAAACGAGGAUUGAGGGCGACAUUUGAGGCGGGGAAUCCAAACCAACUACUGCUGUAUGCGUCUAGACGGGAGCGGAGACGCGCUGAAAUACAUGACCCCAUCGCCAGGGCAAGGCGACAGGCGUUGAAGGUGUGGGCCGCUGACCAGACAAGGAGGAGAAGUUCUGCCGAGGAGAGCACGCUCAGCGAGCGCUUGAAGCAGCAGGGGCGUGGUUCUUUCUCGUAUGAAAGGGCCACGGUAAGCGUCAGAAGCAGCAGAAGAAGCUCCACAGACGCCACAGUCGACCGAAACCGGAAGGGUGGAGGAGGUCCCUUGAAGAACGAGUGGUUUCGCAGGAGGAAGCCACCCUAUCGCGCUUCCGCGCCGCGCGAGAUAUCGGCCCAGCGCCACGUCCGCAAUAUCGCCGAGAUUCCACCUGGGCCGCAGCGAUCCACCCCGACUGUACCUGCCGCGGGGCUAUCACCGCAAGAAGCUGGGAGGAAGUCGAGCCCCAGGUAUCCAUGGAGAGCAAACAUGAAAGAGCCCGAAAAACGCCCUAGACGGUCCGCUUUCGACCUUUUGCGGGAAGGAGAUGUCUCAAUGGCACCAUCGACCCCUCGGGUUCCCACUACGGUCUUGUCGUCCCCUUCCUCGUCUUCUUCUUUGGUGGUCGCCGGGCGAGGGUCCGCGUGGGCGAGGUCUCCCAGCCGAGAAACGGCAGGGGGAAUCCUCGUCAAGCACUGUUUCUUCUACGGGUCGUCGGACAAGGCUACCCCGCGUCGGGCGGCGGCGGAGGCCGCAACAGCAAGUACGAGCUUCGAAUCCCAAUGGAUGCGCCAGUUUCGCGAGGAGGUGCAGAGGAACCCCAACUGGUGGCUCAGCUCGGAUCGUUUCGUCCAUGGUAGAGCGUGCGCCUCGCCCGCCGCCGGAAACGUUCCUGGAGGGGCAAAGGGGGCGAGUGGACGAUCAGCUAGACCCCCUUUCCCGACGGCCCUGACACACAGGGGGGGCGGUGGCAUGGCCUCUCAAACAACAGACUUAUGGAACGAAGUGCGAUUGCUCCUCGCUGCUGGUAGACAGAACGAGGACAGGCAUACCGGAGGUAGCAGGCGUGGACCCGGACAUGACCACGAGAAAGGUGACCUUAAAGCCGCUCGAUUGGACAUCCUGUCGUUCGGCGACCGCCUGCGAUACACCCCUUUGUCUCAGGGAGCCUGGCUCGUGGGCGAAGGAGCUACGGCUACCUCUGCUGCUACGACUUCUUCUGCUUCUGCAGAGAAGUCCGCGAGGAAUGCGAUGCUGUCCGAAGAGGUUCAUGUUGCUCUUGCUACAAGAGACAUGGUUGAUGUUGCUGCCGCCGGGACAGAUGUCGAGGAAAGGCAGGACAGCAAGGCGGGACGGUCAGAUGCACUCAGUAGAGUUCCAAGUCAGUCGGCAGCUGACGAAAUUGUAUCCCCAAUAGGAAACGUGAGGGCGGAGGCGGGACACGACGACAGGAGCAGAGCGGUGAGAGGAACAAGCGGCUGCCAUGACCUGCAGAGCAUUCAUGCCGCGACCCUCGCCAAACUCCGGGGUGAAAUCGACCCCUUUACUCGCGAGGAGCUCGUGCUGCGCGCAGCCGAAGAGGCAAGAGGCGCUCUUGCCAGGGACAGGGCACGCAACACGUCUCCCAGGCGUGCCUCCGCAGGAGUCUUCCGUCCUUCGCCCAAGGCACGAAAGCGAGAUUCUACCCCAGACGCCAUUGACUACGAUACCGUAGAGGCCACCCUAUCGUUGAUCGAGCUUGCCACUCGCGCCGCGGGACCGGACGCUGGAAAGCAGAUGCUGCAGGCUCUCGAGGAUCUGGACAAGAUUCACCAGCGAGUGUCGGACGAGAAGGGCCCCACCGAAAACGAACGCUGGAUCCUGGACGGCAAGGCCGACGGAGAGACACUUCUGGGGGCGGAGAGUGGGUUGAAUGCUAAGGUUGGCGAUGCCGGAGGAUCAGACGCUACGCGUCCUAGGGCUCCAGGUGAUUCAACUGCUAAAAAAGAGGGUGUGCCCGUUGGGGGAGAAAAUUCAAGGACAAACAAAGCGAGUGGGGGUCUCAGCGGAGGCGACCAGGGGGCCCACGCGGGAGGUGCCGUGCGAGCGGAAACGGAAGUGAACGUUUUGAACAGCAACGGCCAUAACCCGGGCAGGAAACCUGACGCAGGAGAUGUUCAAAGCAACACCGACGGCGAAUCGUUGCUUGCUGGGACAAAGGAAAGCGCAACGCUGGCGGCUACCUCGCCCGAGCCCGGUCGAAAAUUCUCUCUGGCUUCUUCCGAUGCGGAAGACGCGAACGGCGACGACACCAAGGGGCAGGAGGACGGUAGGGCCGAGUUUCCUUCUUCCUUCGAGGGCUCGGACACGGACGCAAGUGAUCUCCUCGGGAAGAUCCCCGGCGAGAAGGUGGAUUCGAGCGAUAACCACGACGAGACGACGCCGUCGGAACCCAUGGCUAGUUGCGGUGGCGCAAGCGUUCGACAAGGCGGUGAAGCAACCGUAAUUGUGACGGUACCGGAACCCGCGACCGAACUUUCCGGGGAAAGUGCGUCUAGGCGGGAUAGCCGGGAACCGCCACCCGAGCGAAGCGUUGGAGUCGUCAACGACAGGCAGGGCGACGAAACGGAAAUGCCCAACGGCGUGCAGCAUGAAGCAGAAGAAGAUGAUGAGGUCGAGGGGUCGGGAGUGGACGAGCGGGAAGCACGAGACGGACAGUCUCAAACCCCAGCCAGACGAAGGGCUAGAAGGAGCAGCGAAGGUGAUAAGCCCACCGGCUUACCACACCUCGCGGCAGAGAUGGCCCGGGUCGAGGAGUCAGUCUCAGCUAGGGAAAACUACGAAGGAGAUCCGGCCAGCAGCGUCCCGCAAGUGUCGCCUGUACCAAUCAGCAACGGGGAGUUCAAGGCUGGUACUACCUCCAACAAGGCUGCUGUGGCGGACGAGGAAAUUAACGCGGGGGGGGCGUCUCACGGGACUGUAGGCGAGGGAAGGCCGGGAGAGAGACACGGCAGCGAAGGCGAAAAGGCAUGCGGGAACUCCCCGCCGACUCGCGUAGCACAACCCAAGACACCCACACCGCCUCAAACGAUAUCCCAGACUACGCCCGCCGAAGACCCUUGGCGGGAUGAGCCUCAGACUACCGAGCCCAGAGCCGAAGGGGAGGGCAGUAAGGACGGGCUGCUUCAGCACCGUGGUUCGACCACGGUCAGCGGAUCUGCACAGGUAGAAUCAGGAGGUGGUCGAGGUGAAGCACCGGGUGCUAGCGGUAAUUCACCGUCGUCGGUUUUGAUGCACCGCGAUAGCUGGGUAUCGGUGGGCACGAGGCCCCGGCGUGGCCGCAACAACGCCGCGCCGGGACAAUCGCCACCGUGUGUUGAGGGACGUACGGAUGCUCCGCCGACCACAAAAGUCUCCGCUGGACGCGUCGGUUUUGCAACCCAGGCAACAACAAAGGAGGUCGGAGCCGGGAGUGAUGCCAUCGCCAACAAGAAGGAUACAAAUAGCGGCAGAGCGCCCGGCAUCGUGCGGCGGUCUCCGCUGAUCGAUGCCCUGCACCCUGAAGUGGCGAGGCAACGGGAGUUCCAGGGGAAGCGACGGCAUGCACGCCAACGAGAUGCCGCUGUUCCGGCUUCGGAGAAAACCAUUCACCCUGCCGAUGUUGAAGCCGGGACCACUGCCAGCGCCAUCGCAGCUGCCGGACCUGGCGCAAGCACCACAGGCGCGGAGAGAAGGGCCGCGGGCGCACGCGCCUCUCCCAUCGGCGCCCCAAAUGCUGCUGCACGCGCUGCAACUGGCAACGCAAAGUCCACGAAGAAGCCCCGAGAUGCUACCACGGCCGCCGUCGUCGCCGGCAACUCAACCGACACCGCGGGAGCUUCACGGUCACGCCGCCGUCGCCCCCGAUCUCUCUGGGCCGAAACGGCCCACGAACCGGCUGCCCCGUUGCCGGUGUCCUCGUUCCGAACGCCUCCCUCGCCGGCAGGGGAAACCUCACGGUUGACACUGGUUCCGGCCGCCUCUGGAGCUGCUUUCAGCGAGGGAGCGAGCAUACCCCGUAACGUCGACAGCCCCACCGAUGACGCCUCCAGAGCGGGAAGGCUAACACCAAAGCAGUCGGAGCGCGUGGAGGAAUGGUUGGCUCGGGCGGAGCGCUCCUUGGGGCCCAAGGUGUGGACCUGCCUCGGGUCAGGCAGGGCUUUCCGCCGCACUUGUGGCCGCAUUAUCCGGUCUAUCAUCGUUCGAGGCGGCGGUACCGGCCACACGGAAGACCGUCGAGAUCUUACGGAAAACCGUGAGCGUCCGCCAGGUGGGUCGGUCAAGCCGGCUCCGGGAGGACCCGGGAGGUCAAGAAUGAUGGCGAGGGAAGGGAGGAAAGAGGCGCCGCACAAGCAGGCGCGGAAAGGUCGAGCGAUAGACAGGGACAGGGAAGAGGAAAAUGACGGUGGGCGUGAAGGAGGAGGGGCGAGGGUGGACGACCGUAGUUGGGACGAAGACUUGUCAGAGAGGACGGCACUUGUUACCGAGGCCGUGAUCUGGACGAUCGCCACGGAGAGGGAGCGAAAAACUGCUUGCGCGGCCAUUGCCGAAGCUCGAAACGACAACGAGAACGGCAACGAUGCCCGAGAACGAUGGGAUGAGGAAGGCAAACGAACAGAUCGACACCCGACCGCUUGGGGUAAGGGAGGAGGAAGCCCUGGCCGACACACGAUGGACAUCGUGCACGAUUCCUCAGCGGCGACCUCGGCGGCGACAACAGAGCUCCGAAUCUCGCUGUCAACAGCACGAAGAUUCAUCAAGAGAUCUCGCCUUACGGACGGGGUCCAUGUCAUAGACGCGGACGUAGACCUAGCCUUCAAGCGGUGGGAAGAAGUCGAACGCUUGGCCGGACUUGAUCAACAGUGCUCGCCUACCGCCGCCGUAGCGUGUGGGGAAGAGGAUAAGUCUGGGCGCGUCGUCAGUCGCGAGGUUGGGUCUGGGCUCGCCGAUGCUGUUGCUGUGCCCAUUCCGCAGAAGGUGUGCGAAGCGGUCGGCUGUUCGGACCCAGCUCGGUACGGAGACAUCGGCCCUAAGGCAAAGGCAAGGCUGUGUCGGAAACACAGGCACAACGGAAUGGUGGACGUGGGCAGCCGAAGAUGCGAUCGACCAGACUGUGGGCGGCUGGCGGUCGGUGCCCACACGACGGCGAAGGCUACCUCGUUGUGUACUCUUCACGCGCGAUCGGACCGAGUGGAUGUGGAAGGAAUGGCGUUUGUGCUCCUCAUGCUGUCCAAGGCACGCCACACCCGCCGCAGGGGUAAAGCAGCGAAGACCGCCAGCGCUGCCGUCGGUGGGGAGAAUCAGGCACAAUCGGCUCGCAACGAAGAACUGGCUGCAGCAGCGAACUUGGCGGCCCUAAACGCUUCGGCUGUCCGAAACGUCCUCCUGGCCAUGACCGAACAACCUCUCGCACCAUGCUCGCCCACCGUGGGCCGAGAGCUUCUGCCCGCGGCCGUACGGCAGAGCUCCGAAGCUUUUGGCCCUGGCACCAACACUGGUGGGCUUGUUGCCCCCGACGAGCUUCUCAAUCGCCGUAUCGCCACGCCAACGGAUUCGGUCAGCAAGCGUGCUUUGCCUCGAUCGGCGGCAGUAGCAUCCGGGCUGGACGCAAGAAGAAAAUCGCAGCACCAGCGCGGUAGUCGCGGGGCGAACAGCAGCAGCUCCGGCGCUGGUGGCUCUGGAGAACAACGCGAGGAAAAGGAUGUGGUGGAGCCGGUUUCCAGAGGGCGAAAGCAGUCGCACGCACCGACAAGCGAAGAGGGCACGGGAGGUGGAGGCGACCCCUGUGGGCGGAAGAGGAGCGGGGAGGGGCCACGGUCGUCGGGGCAUCACGCGACCGGGGCGUCGGACGAAGUGGCUGCGGGGGAUGGACACCAAGACGAAACGGAACUUCCUCUUGACUACCGAGCAGCACAGCGCCCUGACUUGGGUAGCGCCGGUUCUCCAGGUGGAAGCGGGAUUGACCAUCGAGGUGGUGAUGAGGAUCAACACCAGGUGGAAUGGGUGCAGCAAAGCCGCGGCAGUGCUGGCCACGGGGAAAUGCCCGGGGAGUUGGCGCAGACGCUGGACGUAGCAGUUGAUUUUGGGGGCCGGGGCGGAGGAGGAAGGCGGAGCGGUGUCCACGAGGUGUUGGAGAAAAACGCCCCGUCCUUGCAUGCUAUGUACAGCAAGUUUGCUCGCCAAUCAACAGGCUGCGAGCGGGGUACUGUGACGACGAUGACUCUCUGCGAUGUUAUUCGGUUCUGCGACUCUUUCGAGCUACGGCCGGGAUUGGUGUCAACGAGGGAGAUCCUAGACGCCUACAAAACGAUCGCGUUUCCGGGGGUGUUGGGGCUCAGUGACGAAGAUAUUGGCUACUCUAACGUUGGCGGAGUUUCUAAUGCCUCGGACACAAAGAAACCCCGCAAGGGCAGGAAGGAUCGCCGGUUGAGCGCAUCUUGUCGUGCGUCUGCCUCCCCUGAAGAUGCAACUCGGCAACGUAAACCCUCAUCCGCGAGCACCUUCGGUCACGCCGACCAAGCCGGUAUCCCCGCCAGUGGCGACAGCAAGGGGGUCAAGGAGAGGGUUACCGCGGAAGACACGGAGACCCUCGAUGCCGAACUACAGAGUGGGUCGGCACCGACGGAAGAGGGGAAGUUGCGGGCUCUGACGCUUCAAGACUUGGCUACCGGGAGACCGGACGCGACAAGUCGAGAAGCAGAACAUGUCGCGGCAAGGCGGGGGAGUGACAAAGCAGCCAACGCGGCACAGGAGGGACGAGGCACCAGGGGGGCGGGUAGGAGGAGAAGCACUAUUUACGGGGAAAGAAGCAACAGAGGCGCAGGUAGCCGGAGAGGGACGACUCAGCAGGACGACGACGAGUGUAGCUUGUACUUCAGGUCCGACUCAGGGGCCGAGGGCUACCGGAUGCCGUCCCCCUCUCGCCGCACGAGCACCAGCAGCAGCGGCGGCGGCGGCGGCGGGGGUGGCGGUGGAAGGGGAAAACGCACGGUAUACCUGGGUAGGACCCAGGCGUUUCCACUGAGACGCGUGGAGUCCAACUUGGCCGUCGACGCCAGGGGGUUCGGGCUCAGCGGCGUCUGCCCCGAAAGAGCAAUGGCGGGAGACGGCUCCCAGCAACAAGCGAGGGUGCAGAAGCCACCAACGAGCAGUCUAGACGGAUUCACCGAGAGGACGAGCGACAUGAAGGAAGAAGGAGGAAAUAUUUUCAGUGGUUCCGCCGGAGGUGCGGACGGGGAACCCUCGGUACCGGAGGCAUCGGGGCUAACAGAGGCCCAGUUCUUCCAGUGGGUAAAGUUCGUGGCGGUGGAGUGUAAGGCUCUGGUCACCAAAAAGGCCUUCGGCAAUUCCUUGACACGGCCACGUUCUAAGUCGGGAAGAGGGACUUGCAGAGGGAAGGCUGAGUCCGUAGAUGCCAUGCCUGCCAACGAGAAGGAGAAUGGCAGCAGAAGGCAGGGCAUAGCGAGUGCGGUGGUACUGCUGCAAUGGAUGGAAGUGUCUCGAGGGAUGAGGGCAGGGAAGGGAGAAGGUAUCCCACCUUUCAAGCUUUCUUCAUGUUUGGCGAACACCAUGCCUCUUCCAUCUGGAGAGUAA
This is a messenger RNA of Ectocarpus siliculosus, 8088 nucleotides long. The record is from the annotation of a GenBank genome assembly. NCBI's taxonomy places the organism in Eukaryota, Phaeophyceae, Ectocarpales, Ectocarpaceae.